Molecule: messenger RNA, 605 nt
Organism: Bombus huntii
Lineage: Eukaryota; Metazoa; Arthropoda; Insecta; Hymenoptera; Apidae
Exons: 1
Coding region: 69-605 (178 amino acids)
Source: RefSeq, a predicted model, not a curated record
AUUAAAAUGUGGUUUCUGAGUAGGUGAAAUUGGCGCGGUUAAAAAUUCUCAUUCUUUUAUAGCUACUAAUGCUAACGAUCGUGCAGUCGGAGAUGUAUUUAGACAGCAACGACGCCGAGAAAAAUCUUGAUGCAUUAGUAAUACUAUCCUGCGGCAUUCUGGCUGUGUCAAAGGUCAUUCGUUUUCGUAUUCGGCCUGCUGCCCUUAUAUUGAAUUUUACGUCCGCGGUCGAAGAUUAUAACGAAUUGAGGGACGAUGAGAAACGAGUGAUAGUGCGAAAACACGCUUAUAUGGCCAGAGUAACUAGUGUCAGUAUGAUAUUUUUCGCGUAUUUCAGCUCGAUUCUUUUCAUAACUGUGCCAAUGCUGGCUGAAAAGGAAGAGAAAAAUGUAGUUAACGUAACGGAGGAAAGUACAUCGGAGUAUCCUAUACCUUCCGAAAAUGUAAUGGCACUUGUAAAAAUACCGGAAAAUUUAUACUUCUUUGUUUUUAUCAUGGAAUACUUGAUGCUGCUAUUCACGAGCACUGGAAAUCUAGGUAAUGUAUCAUCGUGUCUUACGAAUUACUCAUUGUCAGAAGCCACGCUAGUUAACUCCAUAAAUUGA